GAGCAAGCUUAGGUGGAGAUCAAGAAAUAGGGGACGGAGAAAGAUAAGGCCACUGCUGUUUUGGAGGGAAGGAAAAGAGUUUGGCUUGUCAGGUGCUUCUCAGGCUCCAUGGCUUUGAGCAAGAGAGUGCUAUUCAUCUUCCAGGCCAUAGUGUGCGUCUGUUUCUUCAGUUUAACCCAAGGCAACCAGCAAUUCAGUUUAAGGAAUCUCCCUCCCCUCCAGAAGGCAAGCACCUUCGGGGCGAUGCGCCCCGAGACAUACGACUACAUUGUCGUCGGCGGGGGCACCGCCGGGUGCCCCCUGGCGGCGACAUUGUCGCUCAGGUACAAGGUGCUCCUGCUGGAGAGGGGAGGGUCUCCGUAUGGCAACCGGAACGUCUCCUACAUGGAGAACUUCCACAUUGGCCUGAGCAAUAUGGCGCCGGAUUCAGCAUCUCAGGCCUUCAUCUCCACUGACGGCGUCAUCAAUGCCCGGGCGAGGGUGUUGGGAGGUGGCACUUGCAUCAAUGCUGGCUUCUACAGCCGGGCCAGCUCAAGCUUCAUCCAGGAGGUAGGCUGGGAUGAAGACCUGGUGAAUGAGUCCUUCCCUUGGGUGGAGGACAAAAUCGUGCAGUGGCCUAAGAUCGCACCUUGGCAGGCCGCAUUAAGGGAUGGGCUGCUCCAAGCAGGUGUAUCUCCUUUCAAUGGCUACACAUAUGACCAUGUUUCUGGGACCAAAGUUGGUGGCACCAUCUUUGAUGAGACUGGCUACCGCCACACAGCAGCCGACUUACUUGCAGCUGGAGAUCCUAACAAUCUACGGGUGCUGCUCCAUGCUAGUGUGAACAAGAUAGUCUUCAACUCGCAGAGAGGGCAACUGAAGCCAAGGGCAACUGGAGUUCAGUUCACCGAUGAGAAUGGAAGACUCCACCAGGCAUUCCUCAACAACAACUGUGAUAGUGAAAUCGUUGUCUCUGCUGGUGCAAUUGGCAGCCCCCAGUUGCUGCUGCUCAGUGGGAUUGGACCCAAGAAUGACCUUAAGAGUCAUAAAAUUCCUGUAGUACUCCAUAACAAGUAUGUGGGUAAAGGGAUGGCUGAUAACCCCAUGAACUCCAUAUUUAUACCGACAAAAAGCCCCCCACGCCAGUCCCUGAUUGAGACUGUUGGAAUAACUGAAGCUGGUGUGUUCAUUGAGGCCAGCAGUGGUUUUGGGCAGUCACCAGAAAGCAUCCAUUGCCACCAUGGAAUCAUGUCCGCUGAGAUUGGACAGCUGUCCACAAUUCCUCCAAACCAAAGAAGCCUGGAAAAAGCACAGAAGUAUGCACAUACCAAACUUAAUCUACCCAAAGAGAUAUUCCACGGUGGUUUUAUCCUCGAAAAGAUUGAUGGUCCACUAUCUACGGGACAUCUUGCCCUUAUAGACACUGAUGUUAGGAACAACCCUGCGGUCACCUUCAACUACUUCAGUCAUCCACAGGAUCUCACACGAUGUGUCUAUGGAAUCAAGACCAUUGAAAGAAUACUGAAGACAAACCGUUUCUCUGAACUGUCUGCCAACAAUGAUGGAUAUUCAAUGGAAAGAGUGCUCAAUAUGAGUGUGCAGGCUAAUGUGAACUUGAUACCCAAGCAUACAAAUGAUACAGAAUCCCUAGAGCAAUUUUGCAGGGAUACAGUAAUAACCAUCUGGCACUACCAUGGUGGAUGCCAUGUAGGGAAAGUGGUUGAUCAGCAACACCGUGUGCUUGGAGUUUCAGGUGUCCGUGUAGUCGAUGGAUCAACAUUUUCUAGAUCACCAGGGACAAACCCUCAAGCCACGGUCAUGAUGAUGGGCAGAUACUUUGGGGUGAUGAUCCUAAGGGGAAGACUAGGACGAGCAGCUGGAGUGUAAUCGAUUCCUGGACACCAGCCUUUUGUUAUGUGUGACCUAGAGAAGGAAUUACUAAUUAUUGCUGGGAUCUAGUGUGAAUCACCAAAAGACAAGCUAGGAGUUUCAUCUGUACCCAGUAAUCAUUUGUGCCAUGUGAUUGAAGAUCAAAUGGUUUAUUGA
Oryza brachyantha (malo sina) is the source of this 2025-nucleotide messenger RNA. RefSeq names its product protein HOTHEAD. The coding region runs from base 109 to 1866 and encodes 585 amino acids. The record is from RefSeq and is a predicted model, not a curated record. Gene Ontology annotation, molecular function: oxidoreductase activity, acting on CH-OH group of donors; flavin adenine dinucleotide binding. NCBI's taxonomy places the organism in Eukaryota, Viridiplantae, Streptophyta, Magnoliopsida, Poales, Poaceae. The transcript is spliced from 6 exons.